Mangifera indica (mango) is the source of this 585-nucleotide messenger RNA. Its product is annotated as WAT1-related protein At2g39510-like. Gene Ontology annotation, molecular function: transmembrane transporter activity. Lineage: Eukaryota; Viridiplantae; Streptophyta; Magnoliopsida; Sapindales; Anacardiaceae. The coding region runs from base 1 to 585 and encodes 194 amino acids. The record is from RefSeq and is a predicted model, not a curated record. The transcript is spliced from 4 exons. Gene Ontology annotation, cellular component: plasma membrane.
AUGGCGAUCAUUGUAAAGCAUGCUCUGGACAAUGGUCUGAGCCCACAUGUUCUGGUGGCACUCCGUAUGGUCGUUGCUGCAAUUCUCGUUUCUCCUUUUGCUAUUGUCAUGGAAAGACCGGUGCUUAGCCAAAAUUUCUCCUAUACUGGGAUGAAAUAUACUACUGCAACAUUUAAUGUUUCCAUGAGCAAUGCUCUUCCUGCCAUGACAUUUAUAAUGGCUUGGAUUUUCAGGCUUGAAAUUGUGAAACUUAGGAAGCUACAUGGCCAGGCAAAGAUAGUGGGAACCCUACUGGCUGUUGGGGGAGGAAUUAUAAUGACAUUUGUAAAGGGAACUCUCCUAGAUUUGCCAUGGAAGAAUGGAAUAAACAUAAUUUUCAAGAAAUCAGCAACUGAUGUAGAACAUACAUAUCUAAUGAAGGGUGCCGGACUAAUCGUAGUUGGCACAUAUAUUAAGAUCCUACCCUUCAGUGCUCAGUCUCGCAGCUUUGGUAUGCAUUUUUGGCUCCAUCGAAGGCAUCAUACUGGCCUUGCUAGUCGAAAGAGGAAACACAAAAAUCUGGUCAAUCUUCAACCCAGAUGCUAA